AUGAACGUGCUCCAAAAAUUCAUCGACGAAACAUUUGACAUGAGGACCGGUCUCGGAGAGAUGAAAGUGGCAGAGGCAAUCUUUUUACAAGCAGUCGAUUUUGCUUCUCAGACGUUUGCCCACUCUUCUUACAAAAACGAUAGAAUUUCAUUGAAAAAAAUAAUGUCUCUUGCGUACAAAGGCCAGAAUAUUAUCAAAAUGUGUGUUCAUUUGCCGAGAAACAGCAAUGCGGGGAAAUACGCCUACGAUCUCAGUCAGGUUGCUCAUGAAAUUGACAUUCUUGUCUUCUCGCUGGACGACGCAAAAGACAGAAACUUCAUGUCUGGUUAUCCCCGCAGAACUACUCUCACUAGGCUGUGCCCUGAAGAUUACGAAAUGAAAGAAGGAAUCGCAGUACUGAACGAUGAAGUAGUCAGUGCUAUUAAUAAUCCAAGUGUGGUGCAACUUCUCGAACACGACAUCUCAUUGCUCACUCUUUUUGGAACGUCCGAAUGCAGACUCAACAAACAGAUAAAAAGCUUGGCAUAUGCGCUCGAUGAGACAAAAAACCGUCUAACCGAUAAACUGGAAAAAGAAUUGACCGAAUGGAACAGCCUCGCUUAUGAUGCAAAGGAAGUCCGACUCCGUGCCAUUAAGCAAAUAGAUUUUCACGAAAUCUUGAAAGCAGACGUUACUCUGAAGAGAUACACUCUCUACCUCACAACACAAAUCUCAGAACUCAUGACGACAGAAUAACACAAACCUUCAUUUAUCAACUGCCAUCUAUAUCUAUAUAUAAUAUGUAUCAAAUAUUAUUUCACUAAUUUAUGUACUUCAAUAAACAAUGAUAUUU
This is a messenger RNA of Caenorhabditis elegans, 832 nucleotides long. It is a transcript of the gene W02H3.1, whose product is annotated as AbiV family abortive infection protein. Bases 1 to 735 code for a protein of 244 amino acids. The record is from RefSeq and is marked reviewed. The transcript is spliced from 7 exons. Lineage: Eukaryota; Metazoa; Nematoda; Chromadorea; Rhabditida; Rhabditidae.